Molecule: messenger RNA, 3150 nt
Organism: Populus euphratica (Euphrates poplar)
Lineage: Eukaryota; Viridiplantae; Streptophyta; Magnoliopsida; Malpighiales; Salicaceae
Product: phosphoinositide phosphatase SAC1-like
Exons: 16
Coding region: 149-2902 (917 amino acids)
Biological process (GO): phosphatidylinositol dephosphorylation
Cellular component (GO): intracellular membrane-bounded organelle
Molecular function (GO): phosphatidylinositol-3,5-bisphosphate 5-phosphatase activity
Source: RefSeq, a predicted model, not a curated record
CAUGGCUUCUCCAAAACACCCUCUUAUCAUUUCCAAUUCCCAUUCUCUCCCUCUCCCCACUCCACCUGCAAAUAGAGACACAUUCAUGGCGAUUUAGCUCUUCCUCUUCUCCAUUUCUUAAAUUCCCAAACUACCCACCUCCAUUUCCAUGGCGAAAUCGGAUAAUUCGAAAUCCAAGCUCCCUCCUUACGUCUCCGCCAAAAUCCAUCCUUCCAACGACCCCGAAACCGAUCACAACUCUUACACGCUCGAGAAAUUUAGACUUUACGAGACUAGACAGAGAUUUUAUCUAGUUGGGAGUGAUAGGAACAAGCAAUUGUUUCGAGUAUUGAAGAUUGAUCGAUCAGAGCCGUCUGAUCUCAAUAUCAGUGAAGACCCAGUUGUUUAUUCACCACAAGAAAUAAAAAACUUGCUUCAGCGAAUUGCUGAAGGGAAUCGUGCCACUGGGGGGCUAAACUUUGUAGUGAAGGCUUAUGGUAUUGCAGGCUGCAUUAAGUUUCUGGAGUCAUAUUAUUUGAUUCUAGUGACAAAGCGUCGGCAAAUAGGAUUUAUUUGUGGUCAUGCGAUAUAUGGCAUUGAUGAGAGCCAAUUGAUCACCAUUCCUCAUGUAUCAGUUCAAACUGAUGUGGCGCAUUCUAAAGCUGAGCUAAGGUACAAAAAGCUAUUAUCUAGUGUAGAUUUGACCAAGGAUUUUUUCUUUAGCUACACAUAUCCUAUAAUGCAAAGCUUGCAAAAGAAUGUGACCUCAAUGGGUGAAGAUGGGAUGCCAUAUGAUAACAUAUUCGUCUGGAAUGCAUAUCUAACACGAGCUGUUCGGUCUAGAUGUGGCAAUACUAUUUGGACAAUAGCAUUAGUGCAUGGAAAUUUUAAGCAGAUCAGGCUGUCGAUCUUUGGGAGAGACUUUAGUGUUUCACUGGUUUCUAGACGCUCUCGGCAUUUUGCUGGUACACGUUACUUGAAAAGGGGAGUUAAUGAUAUGGGAAGAGUUGCAAAUGAUGUUGAAACAGAGCAAAUUGUCCUUGAUGAAGACGCUGGAUCAUGCAAGGGGAAAAUGAGUUCUGUUGUUCAGAUGCGCGGUUCAAUUCCUCUUUUCUGGUCACAAGAAGCUUCACGAUUUAGUCCUAAACCUGAUAUAAUCUUGCAAAGGUAUGAUCCUACCUAUCAGGCGACCAAAUUGCAUUUUGAAGACUUGGUGAAGAGAUAUGGCAGUCCCAUAAUUGUGCUUAAUUUGAUUAAGACUGUUGAAAAAAGACCUAGAGAAAUGAUGCUAAGGCGUGAAUUUACAAACGCGGUUGGGUAUCUGAACACGAUUUUUCCAGAAGAAAAACAACUUCAGUUUAUCCAUUGGGACUAUCACAAGUUUGCAAAGAGCAAGUCUGCCAAUGUUUUGGCUGUUUUGGGUGCUGUGGCAAGUCAGGCACUUGAUUUGACUGGUUUUUACUAUAGUGGUAAACCUAGUGUUGUUAAGAGGAGAGCAAACCAAAUUAGUCGAACAAGCACCGGAAGGGACGCUUCUCUUAGAGAUCUAAGAGUCAAUUCAGGGGAUCUUGCAAGGAUUGGAAGUAAUAAUGAGAAUCUAAAUUCUUUGAUUAAUUGGGAUAGAGAGGGUGAUUCUAGUCAACUGAAAAAACAAGAUAAGGUUGGUGCUGAUGGGCCACGUUUUCAAAGUGGAGUUCUACGCACCAACUGCAUUGACUGCUUGGAUCGUACAAAUGUUGCUCAGUAUGCUUAUGGUCUGGCAGCUUUAGGACGCCAGCUCCUUGCAAUGGGUCUAACAGACAUGCCCAAAGUCGAUCCUGAUAGUUCCAUUGCUGCUGCUCUUAUGGAUAUGUAUCAAAGUAUGGGGGAUGCUCUUGCCCAGCAAUAUGGUGGUUCUGCUGCUCAUAACACUGUGUUCCUUGAGAGGCAGGGAAAGUGGAAAGCUACAACACAAUCUAGGGAGUUUAUCAAGUCUAUCAAGCGAUACUACAGUAAUGCAUACACUGAUGGUGAAAAGCAAGAUGCUAUAAAUUUAUUUCUUGGCUACUUUCAACCACAGGAAGGGAAAUCUCCUCUUUGGGAGUUAGAUUCAGACUACUAUCUUCAUGUCUAUGGGAAUGCAAUAGAAGAAGAAGACCCCUGUCCAGAUAAGUGCAAUUUGGAAACCAAUGCUAAGCCUGUAAGAGUUGGAAUAACUCUUGCCCCUAUUCCAGCUUGCAGGGAGGAUUUUUCAAGAAUGAAGUUGACAUCAUUUGAUAAAUUGAUUGACCGGACAUGUAGUACUGUAAAGAAUGUAAGACUUUAUAGUGAACCUGAUCACAGACCAGGUGGCAGUGCAGGAAAUUCUGGUGUGGCUCCAGAUGCAGCUGAAAUACAACUCAAAAGCCCAAAUUGGCUUUUUGGCCAGAAAAAGUAUGAAGAGAGUGGCAAUGCCCCCAAGGCUGCUAAAAGUGAAAUUGAAAAUGGAGCAUCUCAGAAAGAGAUUUAUGUUGAUGGUUACUCAGAAUUAAAUUUGCUUUCUUCUGUUGAUGAUAUCAACGAAGAGGAUAUCUUCCAAAGGUACCUUGCAAUGACUGCAGUUGAUGAAAGCGGCUGGUAUGGUGGCACACUAUUAGGUGAUCAAGAUGAAAGCAGUGAAAUAUAUAAACAUUAUGCUGAAUUGUGCCAGGGGGCAGCUAUGGAGCCCUUCGAGCAUGAUCUGGAUAGGGAGAAACACUAUGCUGAUGUUCUACGCAUGAACGCAAUUGAUGUUUUAGAUGAUUCCGCUGUUGAAGCAGAGAUGGAAGAUGCUCUCAUGGAUUAUGAUCGCAUUGGUGCUGAUCUUGGGAUUGUACCAAUGUCAUGCAAAUCCUUUGCUGCAGAUCCAAGUUGGUUGACGAGAUGGAUUAUUGGGGAAGAGAAGGUAGAAAAGAUCGAAAGCUAGCUUCUGCAUGCGCUAUAUGACUGUUGUAAGCACACAUAAGAGUGUCCAGUUCUCGGAAAAAGUAAAUAACUGUUUACAUAAAUAAAUAGAAAAAUGAAAGUAUAUAGUUGUUUGUAAAAUAUGCAAAGGCGUGAAAAUGCCCUCUUAAUUCAGGCAUGAAUUACAUCUUAUAUGUAGACUUGAUAUACACACUCUCAAAAGGAAAUUUCAAUCGGCUGCAAAGUUUGUUUCUUGUGUUCUAUAAAAAA